Molecule: messenger RNA, 2232 nt
Organism: Fomitopsis serialis
Lineage: Eukaryota; Fungi; Basidiomycota; Agaricomycetes; Polyporales; Fomitopsidaceae
Product: serine palmitoyltransferase 2
Exons: 6
Coding region: 108-1952 (614 amino acids)
Biological process (GO): ceramide biosynthetic process; sphingosine biosynthetic process
Cellular component (GO): serine palmitoyltransferase complex
Molecular function (GO): serine C-palmitoyltransferase activity; pyridoxal phosphate binding
Source: RefSeq, a predicted model, not a curated record
CGCCAGACGGUUGCGGUCGUGGGGCGCGUUCAUCUUGCUCAGGCACCACCACCAUCUCCGUCCCUCCCCGUGAAAAGAGGUUUCGUCGUCCAGCGCGGUCCACGGCCAUGCCAUCACGACCCUCGCCCAUGGCCUUGCAGAGUUCGUCGCCGCAGCCGUCGAUUUUCAGGAAGAAGUCGACCCCCGCCAUGUCCACUGCCGCCUCCUACCUCUCCGCUGUCUCCGAGGCCGACGCCCGCGCCCGCGCCCACGGGGGCUCGCCCAACUCGACCCCCGCCCUCUCCCUGUCGAGCUCCGUCACGACGAGCAGCUCCGACACGGUUCUGGAAGAUCCCGGCGCCGAAUUCGAAGAUGCGCUGUCGUACCCGCGCAACCCGCCCACCAGCGAGCAGGUCUUCACGACGGUGCACUCCGAGUUUGGCCACUGCGCCAACGAGAGCUAUCGCUAUACCAGUCAGCACAAGACCGGCACGCCCUACCGCAGCUACCCCGAGCAGGACCCGCCCUACUAUAUCCUCCUCACUACAUACCUCAGCUACCUCAUGGUUAUCUGCCUCGGGCACCUGCGCGACUUCGUUGGCAAGCGCUUCAGGAGGUCUGCGUACAGGCAUCUCCUAGCACACGAUGGUUACGCAGCGCUCAACUCCGACUUCGACUCCUUUUAUACCCGGCGGCUCAAGACCCGCAUUGACGACUGCUUCUCGCACCCUGUCACCGGUGUUCCCGGGCGGACGAUCAUGCUGCUCGACCGCUACUCACCAGACUACAAUGUCACCAUGUUCCCGAGCGGCACACGCACGCGCGGGCUGAACAUCUCCUCUUACAACUAUCUCGGUUUCGCUCAGGCCCGCGGUGGGUGCGCCGACGCGGUGGAGGCGUGCAUCAACCGGUACGGUGUUUCACCGUGCGGGACGCGUCUCGAGGGUGGUUCGCUGGAUCUGCACGCACAAGCGGAGGGACUCGUCGCACGGUUUAUCGGACAGGAGGACUCGAUGAUAUGCAGCAUGGGCUUCGCGACGAACUCGACGUUCAACCACGCAUCGAUCCGGUGGGGCGUGCGUGUGAGCGGCGCGAACGUGCGGACGUUCAAGCAUAAUAACAUGAAGUCGCUCGAGAACCUGCUGCGGGAGGUGAUCAGCCAGGGUCAGCCGAAGACGCACCGACCGUGGAAGAAGAUCCUCGUUAUCGUGGAGGGGCUAUUCUCGAUGGAGGGCACGCUUGCGAACCUUCCGGUGAUCAUGGAGCUCAAGAAGAAGUACAAGUUCUAUCUCUUCGUAGACGAGGCACACUCCAUCGGCGCUCUCGGCCCGCACGGUCGCGGUUCGUUCGGUGCGGCUGGAGGAUACAUCGCUGGCUCGAAGGCGCUCGUUGACAGGCUGCGUCUCCGCGCGCACACGGGGACGUACACGGAGGCGAUGACCCCGCCGGUGCUCAUGCAAGUUAUCGCGUCUAUGGCCAGCAUCAUGGGUAUCUCGCCCACCCCGUCUUCGGGCGCCGCGGCGCUGGAGGUCGCGGAGCUCGAGCGGCACCCAGGUAAUGCGCCGAUGUCGAUCCUCCCGUCGUGGAUGCCGCUCUCGCCGACGAUGGUCGACGGCUCGGACGGGCGGAUGCGUCUGCGGCGGAUCGCGUUCAAUUCGCGGUACCUCAACCGGGGCCUGCGCAAGCUCGGGUUCAUCACGUACGGAUGCGCCGACUCGCCGGUGAUCCCGCUGCUGCUGUUCAACCCGGGCAAGAUGGCGGUGUUCAGCCGGAUGAUGCGCACGCGCGCGGUGCCGAUCGUCGUCGUCGUGGUCGCCUCGGCGCACACGAAGGAGGACAUGGACAUGGUGCUCACCGCGUGCGACGAGAUCGGCGAUUUGCUCGACCUCAAGCAGGGCCAGGGCGAGCGCUGGCCGCUGCAGGAGAUCUUGGACAGGGCGGUCGAGCUGGUGAACGUGUCGGAGGAGUCAUAGAUGAGGCCUGAGGACGUAAUGUACGGAACGAUAAUGCUUUGCGGGCUGUUGUAAUUAGUCUGACCGUUACUUCUCGUGUAAUUACCCACUACGGCCUAUGCUGGGUGUUUGCGUGUAUAUUUCUUCUAUCGCGGAGAUGAUUUCCAUGUGAGAGGCUCUCCUGUUGAACGUCGGGACGCGAGGUGCAGACAUAUUCGGUUCAAUUCUUAUACCACCCGUGUCACUUGCGUCCUAUGCAUAGGAGGCUGUUGAAUGUGCGUUUGCUUUGGACUAUGUAUUG